Molecule: messenger RNA, 612 nt
Organism: Aedes albopictus (Asian tiger mosquito)
Lineage: Eukaryota; Metazoa; Arthropoda; Insecta; Diptera; Culicidae
Exons: 1
Coding region: 1-612 (203 amino acids)
Biological process (GO): DNA integration
Molecular function (GO): nucleic acid binding
Source: RefSeq, a predicted model, not a curated record
AUGCCGGUAGAUCCGCUGUGCUCUGCUGGACUAGUGUGGGCUUGCUACGAAAGCAAGUGUGGCAAUCGUGAACCAACGAAAGCCUAUGUAGCGGUCUUCGUCUGUUUUGCGACAAGGGCCGUACACAUCGAGCUUGUGAGCGACCUUACCACAGCUGCGUUUCUGGCAGCGCUUCGUCGUGUCGUCGCCCGCAGAGGAAGAAUCGCCGAGCUGCACUCGGACAAUGCGACUACGUUCAAGGGUGCGUCUCACGCACUCAACCGCGUCUACCAGAUGCUGAAGGUGGAAAAUGCCGACCGAGACAGGAUCUUCAGUUGGUGCUCCGAGAAUGAGAUUCGGUGGAAAUUCAUCCCGCCAAGAGCGCCACACUUCGGAGGCCUGUGGGAGGCCGCCGUCAAGUCAGCGAAGAAGCACCUGCUAAAGACUGUCGGCAACAGCAGCAUCGCCUACGAACCGAUGGUAACUCUCUUGGCCCAGGUCGAGAUGUGCCUGAACUCCCGUCCGCUGACGCCGAUGCCGAGUGAGCCGUUUCCACUCUGGGUCUUGUGUGGGAACCGAGAACCGACACAUUACGGUUCAAGGUCCAACUGCCACCACCGGCUGCGGUACUGA